This is a messenger RNA of Esox lucius (northern pike), 3353 nucleotides long. RefSeq lists its product as uncharacterized. Bases 1083 to 1880 code for a protein of 265 amino acids. The record is from RefSeq and is a predicted model, not a curated record. The transcript has 2 exons. NCBI's taxonomy places the organism in Eukaryota, Metazoa, Chordata, Actinopteri, Esociformes, Esocidae.
UCCAAUGUAAAUUGACUGGGAGGGCCCAGGAAGUGGUAGCCGCACUCUCCCUGGAAGAGAGUUUACAGUAUGAGUUAGUAAAGGCAACAGUACUGAAGGCGUAUGAAUUGGUUCCAGAAGCCUAUAGGCAGCGUUUUAGAAACUACAAAAAAACUUCAAAUCGCACCUUUGUAGAAUUUGCUAGAGACAAAGAAUCUCUAUUUGAUCGCUGGUGUGCAGCCAGCAAGGCUACAACUGUCAGAGAAAUUAGGGAAUUAAUCCUGCUGGAGGAAUUUAAAAACCACCUUCCUGACCGGAUUGUUGUUCAUUUAAAUGAACAGAAAGUGGCGACUUUGUCCCAGGCAGCUGUAUUGGUAGAUGAGUAUUCCUUAACCCACAAAACUGUGUUUGGCGGGCCUCGCUGUGAAAACCGAACAGUGACGUCAACAGCGUCUCGUUCACCUCGGUUCUCAUCCGGUGACAUUAAAGCUUCGCCUGAGACCUGCGAGUGUUUCUACUGCCACCGAAUAGGCCACGUAAUUUCGGACUGCCCGGUUUUAAAAGGCAAACCGAAACAGUCCCCGCCAUCGUCCGCUAAACCGAAAGGUGUUGGGUUCGUUCAGACUGUGCGUCGUGUACCGGGCACAUCGGUUGUCUCUGUGGACACUGUUAAGCCGGAUCCCGUCUACGCUCCGUUUGUGUCUGUCGGUUGUGUUUCGGUAACGGGAAAACCAACCGAUCAGAAAAGCGUUCGGAUACUUCGAGACACCGGUGCAGCGCAGUCACUCAUUCUCACAGACAGUUUGCCCUGGUCUGCUGAGACGUACUGCGGCUCACACGUCCUUUUACAAGGCCUAGAGAACAAGCCAAAGUCUGUGCCGUUACACUGGCUUUAUUUGACAUCUGAAUUGAUAUCAGGCCGUUUCCGUGUUGGCGUAGUGCAUAGCCUACCAGUGAAAGGGGUCACACUUUUACUAGGGAACGACAUCGCUGGUGGUCACGUGACUCCAGUGUUAGAGGUGGUAGACAGCCCGAGACCCGAAAGUACAGAUGAUAACUUGAUCCAAGCAUUUCCCCAGGUAUUCCCGGCUUGUGUACACACAAUGCAGUCUCGCAAGCUGGGUGACGUGGUGGAUUUGUCUGGUUCCAUGUUCGAGCAAGACAGGGUAGAGGACCCAAAACCGAACGGUCCUUCUGCUAAGUCUACGGUGUCAAGUCCCAUACAGACUCAGAAAGGGGAAAGCGGAGUCGCUCCCCAGAUGCAAGACAUUCUUCUGUCAGUCACACCAGAGAAGUUGAAGCCAUAUCGUGCACGGUGUUCCACUGACAGCUCCUUCAGCCUGCCGGUUCAGCCCGCUGUCUCCAGCGUGGCUGCGGUGGUGCUGCAGCCUGGCACGACCCUAGAGGAGAACGACGAUGGGUUGGUGUCACGUCAUACGUUGCAGCAGUGUGAACGCCUCAGUAACUCAGAGAUGUUAAAAACAUUGCCCUUGAUAAUGGGACAUUUGAACAAAGAUCAAAUGACUGAUCUUAUUGCCUUGCUAAACUGUUUUCUUACUGUGUUUCAAGACGUCCCCAGCCGCACCUCUGUCCUGGAACAUGACGUGGAUGUGGGGGACACCGCUCCUAUUCGGCAACAUCCUUAUCGAGUAAACGCUCGAAAAAGAGAGAUAUUGAAAGCUCUCCCUUCUCAGGCUGUUUCUGGCUGUCCCCCUGACCCGCUCCCACCCUUCCACGGUGUUCCUCCUCGAGCGGUUGUAGCCUUCCCAGGGGCCCUGCCAGCCGUGUCGGUGGCUUCGGACCUGCUCCCCGCAUCGCCAGCCAGCCUCGGUGGUUCUACAUGGAUUGCUGUGGGUCCUCAGGGCCCUGCAUCGCCCCAUCUGGCUCGGCGACCCCAGUAGCGAACGCUUCCUUGCGGGUGCCGUAGUCGACUCUACUUGUCGACCAUGAUCUCCGUCAACCCGUUUUCUUUGUUCCUUGAUUUUAGUGACAUCAUGCAUCUGUUUUCUGUUUCUGGAGAGGUUUUUUCUUACUUUCCACCCUGCUGUUACUGUGUUUAUGAGAUAUCAGAUGAGUGGGGUAAUAACUCAUAGCACCUUCAGUUAAGGUAGGAUAUAAGUUGAAAGCAUUACGUCUCUUACCGUCUGAAGACCAUGUCACGUUUUUGUGUGGAAACUUCUGUUUCAUGAACAUUUUAGACAAUCCAUUUGGGCUUUAUGGCCUACCAGAAGUGGGUGAAGUCCUGGGCUCCAGGAAGGGGGGCAGACCCCUGGGAUGGCCUCUACCAACCUUUCCCAUUACAAGAAAGUAGCCUAUUACUACGGGUUAAAUUUGAGUGUUCUGACUGGUCUCACCUGUGGUUAUUUCCCCAAUAUGAGUAUAUUCAGUUUUGGGAUAAUCAAAUGUUAAGAGCAAGCUAAAUAUACUUUCCUCUUAAUAGAGUUCAUGUCGAAAUUUAUGGUUUCGAAACCUACUUGUAGUGAGGGUAGAGACCUAAUGUCAUCCCCAAUUGUUAAUAAUUAGGACAAUCUUGGUGUCGAUGCAUGAAAUAUGCAUGACAGUUGUGAUUUUGGUUUUGGUGGCCGCCACUAUUUGGUGUAACAUAGAUAUGCAUCAAAGUUGAAAAAAUUCCCUGAGCUUUAGGUGGUUAAUUGAGACAUGAUGUUUGUGUUGUUAUAAUGUAGUUUGGCCAUUGCCUGGGGAAACGCUAAAAUCUAUAUGCUAAUUUGAGAACUUUGUCUAUAGGUUUUAUGGGUUAUAAUUCCUUCACACAAGCGACCGUGUGGCAAAUGUGGUAUUUUUUUAUUUUGUUUGUGGAUGUUGUGUUUUUGUCAUUUUCACAUUUGUUUUUGAUGAAUAUUCAGUUUACGACUCCUUAGAAUGAAUGUUAGAUUCAUCCUUAAUAUCGAUUUUCUUUUUUCAUGUUCAUUCUGGGUGCUGCUUUCUCUCAUAAGUAAUUUUGUGACUUUAUGAUGUGAAAGCAGGGGGUGGAUUUGUGAAAUUAUUAUCUAUGAUGAAAAACAGUUGAACUGAGAGUUCAAAGCGAAUUAAAUAUGUACUUAAAGAGUUACAUGAAGAAUUGGGUUUUCCUGUUUGCUUAGUAAAAAUAGAAACAUCAGAAAAUCAGUUAUGGCCCUUAGUAGCUUGUCACAGUGUUUGUCUAAUUUGGGUUUUUGGAAACUGUUUGUUUGAUACAAAAUCUAACAUGGUUAUGGUUGAGAGGAAAUGGGCAUGAGAAAACACAACGCAUAUGUUGACUAUGCUGCCAAACGCUGAACAAUGGAAAAUAGAUAAGACGUGGUGACCAUUACUGAUAGGCCUGUGAUGGCAAUUUCUAAAAUUCCAAAGUUCUAUGAAAAUGGUAGGUAAGACAG